Messenger RNA from Brassica oleracea var. oleracea, 794 nucleotides. Its product is annotated as transcription factor BTF3 homolog 4. Lineage: Eukaryota; Viridiplantae; Streptophyta; Magnoliopsida; Brassicales; Brassicaceae. Gene Ontology annotation, cellular component: nascent polypeptide-associated complex; cytosol. The transcript is spliced from 6 exons. The coding region runs from base 132 to 632 and encodes 166 amino acids. The record is from RefSeq and is a predicted model, not a curated record.
GGGCUAAUAAGCAUCGCACUUACUUAAAAGUGCAAAACCCUCCGCCUCUAUCUCCCUCUCCUUUCACUCUUACUUAUCUUCUUCUUCGUCUUAUACCCUACGAAGGAAGAACCCUAAAAAUCGAGAACAAGAUGAAUAGGGAGAAGCUGAUGAAGAUGGCUAACACUGUCCGUACUGGCGGUAAAGGGACAGUUAGAAGAAAGAAGAAGGCUGUUCACAAGACGAACACGACUGAUGACAAGAAGCUCCAGAGCACUCUUAAGAGAGUUGGAGUCAAUUCUAUCCCCGGCAUUGAAGAAGUUAACAUCUUUAAGGAUGAUGUAGUUAUUCAGUUCAUUAACCCUAAGGUUCAAGCUUCGGUUGCUGCUAACACAUGGGCUGUGAGCGGUACACCUCAGACCAAAAAGUUGCAAGACAUACUUCCUCAGAUUAUCAGCCAACUUGGAACUGAUAACUUGGACAAUCUGAAGAAGCUAGCAGAGCAGUUCCAGAAACAGGCACCAGGUGGAGGAGCUGAUGUUCCAGCAACUAUCCAAGAAGAGGACGACGACGAUGAUGUCCCAGAACUUGUAGCGGGAGAGACUUUCGAGACUCCUGCUGCUGAAGAAGCUGCUAAAGCUACUGCCCCUUAAGUGAAGUGUUUGUCACUCUGGUUCUUGUUUUCUCAAAUCUUUGCGAACAGAAAGACUUGGUUUUAUUAUCACAUGAUGAUUGCUUUUUGUCCGAACAGCAGUGAUCAAAUGAGUUCUAUGUUCGGUCUUUCAGUCAACUCUUGCAACACAGCUUCCUGACUA